CCUUUACUCACUCAGUACUGAGCUGUGCCUAAGCUGGGAUUGAUGGAGAAUCCAAUUUAGGAAAACACCCUCUGAUGAAGAAAGCCUGAAGCAAAGAGGAGUUUUUGCACAGACGUUUCCAAGUGUGACGGGCACAACAACACCAGGACCCUCUCUGGGAGGGCUCCUGUGGCACUGCAGACCUGCUGGCAUGAGAGGGAAGCCCUGAUUCAGCCCUGAGCAUUCGAGCUGGCUGUGGUUGAGGAUUAUAAGAGCUGUUUUGAUCAGGGGAAAAUUUCUGUUUUUAGCACAGGCAGCAAUUAAAAUAGCUCGCGAAUCUCAACGCCUCGGGGAGCUGUCAUAAAAGAAGGCAGAAAAUCCUUCUUCUGGACUCCUCUGCAGCCAGACAUGAGCCUGGAGGCAGCAGAGGAGAAGAGAGCUUGAGGUUCACCUGGUGAAGAAGGACAACCUCGAGCCAGAUCCGCUGCUUUGAUCCCGAGAUGGCUGUGGAGGAUCUCCGGGCUUCCAGCACCCCCUUCUCGCUCUCCUUCUCGGGCAGCGGCUUCCUGGCGCUGUACCAGGUUGGGGUGGUGCAGUCCCUGCUGGAGUUGGCUCCCGAGCUCCUCAAAUCUGCCUGCAAGGUCUACGGCUCCUCAGCCGGGUCACUCAUCGCUGCCGCCGUCGUGUGCGGCGUCGGCCUCGAUGACCUAAAGGAGUUUUUCUUUGCACUGGCAGCAGAAGUCAGGAAAACCAUCCUGGGCCCCCUCUCUCCCAAGUGCAGCUUGCUGGCCAACCUCAGGACUGUCCUGCAGCGGAUGCUGCCGGAGGAUUCCUACCUGCUGGCCUCGGGGCGGCUGCACAUCUCGCUGACACGCGUGGUGGACGGCCAGAACGUCAUGGCCUCAGAGUUCAGCUCCAAGGAGGAGCUCAUCCAGGCUCUCCUCUGCAGCUGCUUUCUUCCAAUUUACUGUGGAUUCAUCCCUCCAUCCUACCGAGGAGUGCGCUACGUGGACGGAGGCUUCACGGGCCUGCAGCCCGUGUCCAGCCUGGAGGAGCCCGUCAUCACCGUGUCCCCGUUCACCGGCGAGCUGGACAUCUGCCCCCGCGACUGCCCCGCCAUCUUCUUCUGCUUCCAGAUCUUCAACGGCAGCAUCCAGAUCUCCAUAGAGAACCUGUGCAGGAUCAGCUACGCUCUCUUUCCUCCCAGCACCAUGGUCUUGAACGACAUUUUCUCCCAGGGGUACCAGGACACUGCCCUUUUCCUCUCGGUGUGA
This is a messenger RNA of Prinia subflava (tawny-flanked prinia), 1253 nucleotides long. RefSeq names its product patatin like phospholipase domain containing 1 (gene PNPLA1). NCBI's taxonomy places the organism in Eukaryota, Metazoa, Chordata, Aves, Passeriformes, Cisticolidae. Gene Ontology annotation, cellular component: cytoplasm; lipid droplet; membrane. Bases 480 to 1253 code for a protein of 257 amino acids. Gene Ontology annotation, molecular function: triacylglycerol lipase activity. The record is from RefSeq and is a predicted model, not a curated record. The transcript is spliced from 6 exons. Gene Ontology annotation, biological process: triglyceride catabolic process; lipid homeostasis.